AUGCGAUCCUUCGGGUGGGACACCGCUGACGCCUUCAUGCAACACGAUGCACAGGAGCUGAACAGACUCUUGUGUGAUCGCCUCGAAGAGCAAAUGAAAGGUACCCCGACAGAUGGGGAAAUCAAGAGGCUUUUCGAGGGUGAAUUCGAGAAUUACAUCGAAUGUGUUGAUGUUGACUAUCGUUCGCAACGCAAUGAGACGUUUUACGAUUUGCAGCUGAAUGUCAAAGAUGAAUCCGGCGCAGAGAUCACAUCUUUAGAGGACUCUCUGAAAGACUUUGUGCGCGAGGAGAUUCUGGAGGGCGACAAUGCCUAUGAUGCAGAAUCCCAUGGCAAGCAAAGAGCCCGAAAGGGCAUCCGCUUCAAGCGCUUCCCGCCGGUGCUGUACAUCCAGCUGAAACGCUUCAUGUUCGACAUAGAAAAGAUGGAUAUGAACAAGUUGAAUAGCAAAAUGGAGUUCCCACUGAUCCUGGAUUUGGAGGCCUUUUCCAAAGGGAGCGGCAAGUACAUGCUGCACACUGUCAUUGUUCACAGUGGAGGUGUCAGCAGUGGUCACUACUACACCUUCGUCCGUUUGCCACAAGAGGGUGAAGGCAAGUCUCAGUGGAUCAAGUUUGACGACGAGGUUGUCACGUUUUGCAGUGAGCAGGCUGCAGUUGAAGACAACUACGGCGGUGAGGAUCUGUCGAUUGUGAACUAUUUCGAGCAACCUCAAGCACUCCUAUGUGAGAAUUGGCCUUGCGGGCAGAGGAUCCACAACGCCUACAUGCUGUCGUAUGUGCGAAUAGACGAGAAGGAUCUGCUCACUCCACCUGUCCUCAGCUUGGAGGAUCCCAAGUACAAAGCUCUCAUCGAAAGAUGUACAAGGGAGGCCAAGCUGGCCGAAGAACGUCGUCGUGAAAGGGUUCAGCGAAUGAAUCGAAUAGAGGUGAGGCUCACUUUUGAGCGAGAUCUCAUGAAGAUGAAGGGCUUCUGGCCUGACGAUGUUCCUGGCAGUCAAACCAUGAAGAUUGACCGGGAAGAAAGCGGGGAGGUCUUGCUGCGGGAAGCAAUGGACAUGGAACCAUUGCGAGAGCAGCCUGUGUCAGAAGAGCAUGUCGCUCUGUUCGUGUUGACACACCGAAAGACGCGGCAAGUGCGCUACAAGCACAUGCCGCAGCAAGACCCUCUGAAGUGGCACAUGCAGGGAGGACACCCAAACCUUUCUGAACCUCAGAUGUCCAUAUUGGUGAUGGUUUCUCAGGGAUAUGACCCUCUUACGCUUGUCCCGGGGACUGAGCAAGAUGUAGUGUUUCAUGAUCUUGCUGAGUGGACGGAGGAGCUGAUAAUGCUGGUUGUCAAGUAUUUUUGCCCCGUGAAGCAGGUUAUUGUAACCUUGGGUUGCUACUAUGCGCAGCUAGCUGAUCCCUUGAAGGUGAUGCUUGAUGCAGAGGAUUCAUGGCUUUCACAGCGCCUGCAAAUUUUUGUACAGCAAGGGGAGGUGGCCGCCCCACCUGCCAACACAAUCUGGCAAUGCUGGGAGGAAUUCAAUAGGACACCCAAGGAAAUCAAGGCACGGGACAUUGAGAAGUCAAUGAAAGAGGAGGGCCUGUACUGUGGGGACGUGGUGAUUUGGCAACCGCAGACGACAGCAGGGCCACGACGUCCAGGUGCCAGCGAGGCGCCUGAGGACGGAGAUCCAAUGAUUUGCACAAAUGUGCGAGAUUACGCGGAAAGUUGCAUGAAUCACAUCUCAAUAAUCGUUCGCCAUAUGAGUGCAGAGGCACCUUUCAUGCCAGAUGGUAUUCACAGCCACAUGGAGAUUGGGCAGCCAAGCAUGCGCUCUUUAUUACAGCGCACGGAAGAGGAUUCACGUGAAUUGGCCAUGGAGGUUCCUGGGCAGGUCAAGUGCCUCGAGAUGACCGUCGAUGCCAGAUGGCGAACAGAUCAAUUGGGAAGCAGCGUGGCGAAGGCCCUUGGCGUGGAGGAGGUGCUAGCUGAAAAUUCUGGGAAGCGCCUUUGGCUCUUUGACGGUGGUGCUCCCAAUGCUUCCCGUUGCGCGCCUCUCUAUCAUAGCAAGGACUCGGAGCCUUUUGCCACCUUGCAGCAGAUGGGGUGGGGUCGGAACAUACCAAAGCGCAGUGUGUAUGUGGUCGUGUUGCCAGAUCCACCCGAGGGUCAGCACAACAUCGCAUUGCAUUUCUUUGACACUGACGGACGUGAGGCUGGUGCCACCCUCCUCUCUGUCACCGAGGAGGCUCUACUGGAGCAACCCCAGAACGGAGGCAAACAACUGAAAAGCAUCAUUGCGGUGGACCCAAAAAAGAUAUUGGCUCUGGCAAGGCAACACCUGGAGGACUCUGCUCAAGAAGUGAGGCAACGCAUGGGGCUCCGGGAAAAGGAGCCAUUGAGGUUGCUGGAGGCCUUUAACGGUCAGAUCACCAAAGUCUACCGGGAGAGGUCGAAUACAAGUCGAGGGGGCGAGUUGCUGCUAUGGUUGGCAAAGGCAGACGAUGCGACGCAGUCACCAACCUUUCUCUACAGUGCCUUGCGGGUAGAGCCAGAUCCUGCCGUGGAAAGUGAUCUUCCUGAGAACUUGACGCGUUGUCAAUUGGUGGAGGUGUUCACCAUGGAUCCCAAUCCCAUGGUGGGUGCCUAUGGACACCCGUUUUUGUUGCCGAUCAGAGAGGGACAGCAGGGGAAAGAGAUCAUGGCCGCGCUGCAGGAGAAGCUGCGAUGUACAGCCAAGGAUCUACGUGAUUACGGGUGCCGAAUCCUGGUGGGAAAAGGUGAGCUCGCCGAAAAUACCAUCAGGCAGUGGAAAGAUCUGACUGAUGACUUCACUUGGCAGCUGUCCUCUGAUGCCAGGCCGGAGGAUGUCCAUGUACCUCUGGAUUGGCAUGCUGAGAACCUGGCCCUCGCCAUUGAGAGGCACCAUCCAGUCUACAUGGGCCGGCAACUAGUUCGACCGGGUCAUAGACCUUUGACCAUCAAGGCAGGCUGA
Messenger RNA from Cladocopium goreaui, 2982 nucleotides. NCBI's taxonomy places the organism in Eukaryota, Dinophyceae, Suessiales, Symbiodiniaceae. The record is from the annotation of a GenBank genome assembly.